Leishmania braziliensis MHOM/BR/75/M2904 is the source of this 6078-nucleotide messenger RNA. RefSeq lists its product as hypothetical. The transcript has a single exon. The record is from RefSeq and is a predicted model, not a curated record. Lineage: Eukaryota; Euglenozoa; Kinetoplastea; Trypanosomatida; Trypanosomatidae. Bases 1 to 6078 code for a protein of 2025 amino acids.
AUGGAAGAUGACGUUGCUGUUUGUUUGGGUGGCUUCACAAAGGAGCUGGUGUAUCAGCAGCUUCUACAUUGCAGUGAGGAGGGCUCCCUUCUGCGUUUGCUUACCGUGGAGCUGGUGGCGAACGAUGGCCGCACGCUGGUGCUCGCGGCUCCGCAACCGUCAACCAUGGGGAGCGACGCAGCUAGCGCCUCACCACUGCUUAUGGACGUUUCUGGCGAUGACAGGGAAUCUGCUGUGCAGGCGGCAGUGACAGGAGAUGCCGCCUUUGCCCAUCCCGCGGAUCUGUUGCUUCUUCGCUGCCAGCCGAGACGACCGCCAGCAAACGUAACCGGGGGGUCCGGGGCUGCUAGCGAUAGCGGAGCAGCGUCGGGUGCAGCUUUGGCGACACACCAGGAGUUCAUAACGUACAACACAUCCCUUUUCACACCCUCGGAUGUCGACCUCUGGCGUGAGGCGGUGGAGGGGAACAUAACAGUUGUCGUACGCUGGCUAGCGGCGCUAGUGCAGCAGCCACCGGGUCUCGCUCAGCUAGCCUUUCUGGAGGCAGCGGCAGCGUCGUCGUCGCCAAACGCUGGAGGCAGCGCUGGUCACGAGAGCUGGCGGCGCACGCUUCAGUUGCCGAUGCUGCUAUGUCUUAAACCAGACGUCAUGCGCUGCGCCGAUGCUAAGACUCUCGACCGACUGCGGCGCACUGUCAGCUUUGCGCUGCGAACCCUACUUGCCGUGUUCCUCCAUGUGGAGUCAGCCAUGCGCUUGCCGCGCCUGUGCCAGCGGUUGGUGUAUCUCUUUCUCUCGUCCCCGCUGUACGUAGACGGAGCUUCGCAGGUGGCGAUGCAGCUGGUUGCCACAGACUCAGCCGCGUCGACCCGGCAGUCGAUGGUGCAUACACUUCACUCCUGCCUGCUGCUGGGGUUGCAGUACGCGAGCGAUAGCGCUGCUGUUUCGAUGGACAGCUCGCUCGCUACAGCUGAGGUACGGCGGAGUGCUCGGCAAGCCUGCAAUGGCUUCGAGCUCGUGCUCGCUCGUCUCUCCCGCGUGUGGCUGCAGCAGUCUCACAGCGGGCGCAGCAAAGAAACCGCGAUGGAUGUUAGCGGGCCGGAGGAGGCCAUCUUCGAGGUGCUCGAGGCGGUGGCUGCCACUGGUGUCCUGAAGGAGGUGCUGCGCUGGCUGCAGUUGGAGGAAGAUGUACGACGCUCUCACGACCACCUUGGUGCCAACUGCAGUGGCUCCAGCGAUGACAUGACGGACACACUCGCAGAGCUCCUUGUUCCGCCCGCCCUACAUCACAUCCAAGAGAGGCGGCACUUGCAAGAUUGUGCGGUGGCAGAACAGUUGACAGCUUUGCGGCGUACCUACAACCCGUACCUUAGCCAUGAGGUCCAGCAGUUUAUCCGCUCCACUGCGUUGGCAGCCUACGCUGAGCUCUACGCCAGUGCCGCUCGCGCGGUGCGACACGUGACGAAGCUGCCUGGUGGCGCGGCAGAACUGUGCCGGGGUCGUGUUGAUGGCGUCAUAGCGGUGCGCGUGAGCGGCCUGGAGGCUGUGGGGCCGCGGCCUGGCGGGUUGUCGGAGUACUCGCUGGCGGAAGUGCAGCACUACGCAGCCUUUGGCCUGCCAGUUGACUUGUGUGUGCGCGGGUCGCGCGAGAGGCGGCACCAAGACGAGAUGAAGGCGCUUGUGUCGGCGCUGCAGUUGGCCCAAGUGUCCGACACGGACGCCUCCCUCUUCGCCUAUGCCAUGGUUCAGCUCACUGGCCAGUGGGCCAUCUUUCCAUUGGUGCUCACGCACGCAAAGGCUGACAGCCCGUCGAAGGAAGCGGGCAGCAGUGUCUUUACCACCUCUUCUCGAGUGACGGCACACGUGUUGCGCGACGCAGACAUGCUGGCAGACUUUAUCCUUACGAGCGCCGCGGCUGCGGAGGAUGGACAGACUCAGGCAUGGAUUGUCUUAGGGGCAGAGGGUGCGGGAAAUCAGCGACGCGGCUCUCGACGCCGCCGUGCGGCGUUGCUCUCUGCAACCGCCGCACCGCUACCGGAGCGGCUCCUUCCAACCGGCACGCCAGCCAUGACGUAUCUCGACUGCCUUCGGCGCCUUCAUGCCUUGUCGCGAAGUAUACGGCAGGCAGAGGCGGGCGUGAACAGCAAAGGCCGCACCAACAACGCGAAUGGUCACGGCGGCAGCCGCCGCGCAGGCCGGUCGUUUGGCGCGGACGCGGUGUCGGGUCUCUGGACAGAGCACUUCACAAAUGGCGCUGUUCCGAUGCAGCGUUACGUGUCGUCUCUCACAGCGCCAGUCGCUGCUCUACUGUCCGGCACUGGCAGUGGGGUAGAUGCCGCCUCAUCUUCGAGGUCGUCUGGUUCGAGCGGAAGGCUGCCGGGCGAUGGAACGUUCACCUCCCUACAGACCCUUCUGGCCUUGGUGAACGAGGCUGCCGACUUCUCUUCAGCACAGGUCGAAGCGCUCCACUCUCUCAGCGCCAUCACUGGGCUCUCCAGAAAUGGCACCGGCGCCGUGGCGCAAGGGAAUAGCGGCGUGCCUGUCUCGGUGAGGAUGGUCGAUGGGUGUACAGGGAGUGGCAAGACUGCCGUCCUCUACGCAUCGGCGCUGGUGCGAGGCAAACUACACGCGGCUGCACGUCAGGAGCAGCAGCGCAAUGUGCAAGGUAGUCUGAAGCAUGCGAUGGCGUCGGUCAAGGAGGCUGUCGCUGCGCUGCGUUGCGCCUCCGUGGCGGAGCUCUUUUCCACCUCUGCGGACGUACGCGCCGGGCGAAGCUUGUUGGAUGAGGUGAGCCUCGUCGCUGCGGAGGCCCGUCGGCUCUACCAGCAGCUUAAUGAGGGGUUCCUGUACUGCUCCACGCCGCUGCUGCUGCGUCCUGCAGUCGCCACGUCCACCGUUCCGGCCUCAGUUGCCCAGUUUCUCUUCGAGGCUAGCAAGGCGCGCCCAGUCGAGGGGCAGAAGAGGGGGAGGCCGAACGGGUCACACAACGCACCAGCAGCAUGGCAGUUGAGCGAAAUCACCUCUCUCGCGGCGCUGGUGAAGGAGUCGCACGCGCGGUCUCUCAACGCUCCUCUCACAACGCAGCUCAACGCCGAACUGCGCCGCCUUCAGAUGACCGGCAUGUGGAGCGGCGUGUGCCGCACCGCAGUGUCAGUGGCAGUGCCGCUGCUCUCGUUGACUCUGUCUGCGCGUGAUGCGACGGAUGUGAUGGCCUGUGCGAGUGCGUCCUCUACGCCUGCACAAAGCUGGGCGGAGUUCAUCGUGAGCGACUUCUGGCCGGAGAGCGACGUAGCCGCGACCCUCGACCUCGCUGCUGCUGCUGCUGCUGCUCAUGACGGAGCCUCUUCGGCGACGUGGGAAUCACUGACCGCCAUCCCGGAGGAGCGCUAUGCGCCAGUCACAAUGCCGCCUACCACCCAUCUCUCCUCUUUAUCUAAGGAGCAGCUGGAGGGAUGGCACAGCGUCUACCUUGAGAAGCAGAGCGAGCUAGCGCAGCACACCCACGCCGCCGUUCACGAAUCCGUCAGGUCACUCUUCCAGCUCUUUCUGGAUCUGGUGUGGGGUGUAGCCGCCACCUCGCAGAGCACGCGACACACUGUCCUGACCAGCACCCCGAUGGAGCUGACGCAGGGGCUGCUGUUGCCGUACCUUUGGUGCUGGCAGCCAUCGCACAUGUGCGUCGACGACAUCGACGCAGUGCAGGACGGGGUUUUUGCAAUGCUAACCCCUGUCUCCAGUUUCGUCUAUUCACUCACCUCUGAAGUACCAGCUUUUCAAGAGCGCCGCCGAUCGCAUGAGCGCAUCGUGCUGGCGUUGCUGCGGUCGCUGCACACCGAGCUAAGGCGCACCGGCGACCUCACCACGACAGUCCUACACGAUUCGCUGCGAUGCCGCCGUGCUGAGGUGCAAGCGCUUCUGCGGUACACUAUCGAGGACGCCCGGGCCCUUUCCAAGGUCACAGAGGAGCUGGCAAACAGCGAAGGUGAUGGUGCUCAGCAAGACGGAGAAAGCGGCGAAGCGGCCGAGCCGCUUCAGGGAAGCACCGCCUCCACCAUACCGCCCCCGCCGUUUACCGGGCUGGCCUCGUACAGUGCAGUAGAGGUAUGGAGCCAUGGUGUUUCAAUGGACAACUGCGUUGCUGCCGACGCAGCUGCAGCGGUGUUUCUCAUGGAGUAUCUCUCCAGCUACUUCCCUGCGCGUGGCGACAGCGCGUCAGCGACGAAGUCACCCGCACAAAUAUCGUUUGGUGUCUACACGAGCAACGCGGCCGCGGCGGAGGCGAUCUCGGCGGCGCUGUCGCGGUCCGCACUCGCGCCGUCUUCGCAUUUUCGGCAGUCAGUGCGAGUGUGGAGGGAGUCACUGGAGGGUGCCGGCAACGAGGCCGUCUCCCGGGAUUCCUUCGUGACGGCAACGCCACCAGUGAUGGCUACGGCCAUGUCUUCCACUAGUCUUGACGAGGUGGAGUGCGAGGUGGAGAUAGGCGUUGUGUGCCUCUCCGGCCUGCUCGAGGUAGUGAUUGGCGCUUUGCAUAAGAGUCGCGACGGUUCCUCUGGCACCAUCGUCGACGGCGAAAGUCAUCGCCCAGAGGCGCGGCAUCAGCAGUGGCAGCAGCUUUGGGCAGAGUCGUCUGACGGAUCUGCGUCGCUCUUCGUGACGCGCCUGCAGUGGUGGCUGUGGCGGCUGCUGCGACGAGUGCGCCAUGGCGUGUUUCUCAUCGGCAGCCGCGAGCUGUUCGCCUGCAUCCCACUGUUCACCAAGGCUGAGUCUCUGGUGCAGCGUCAGCGGCGCCUAUUAGCGCCGAAAAACCAUCGCGGGUAUUGGCUACCUUCAGAGGUGGGGGCCAGUGUGCUGGCGAUGGUGUGCCCAGACCACUUCAAGUGUCGCCGCAUCGCCGUUGUGCGGGAGCACGAUGACGCUGAAGCUGCCGCAGAGCCGUCACCGGAAGGAGACGAAGAGGACGUGGACGCAGAGGAUGAAUUUGUGACGGUUGAGGUCCAUGGCCCGACUGAGUGCCUCUCGCUUUGCCUGCAGACGUACGACGCGUGCCCCAGCAUUUCGCAUGCUUGUCUGAGGCCGUGUCACACACAGCAGCGCAUCGGGGCUGCCCACCUUGAAGAAAACGUCAGCUUGACGACUGACGACGCCCCCCACGCGUCGUGCCCCUAUCCCUGUAGUGCAGUGCUCCCCUGCGGCCACGCGUGUCAUCGUGUGUGCAGUGCAUCGUGCGAGCCGUGCACCUACGCCGGUCUGACGGAGUUAACGUGCGGCCAGCGAGUGGUGAGCGGGACGGACAGCAACCAGGUGGUGCAGUACGCGUUUUUUCAUCACUUCCAGGAGCGUCGCUGCGGGGAGCCGACGGGGCACUGUUGCACCCCGGUCUCUGUCUUGUGUAAGCGCUGCGGCACCCGUUCGAUGGUCGCGUGCCACUGUGUCACGGCACAGCUGUCACGCCGCCAGCGCGUCACCGAAGAGGAAGGGACGCGGCAGAAUACCGUGGCCAACGACGCCACGUACGUUCUCAAGGAGACGUCGUGUGCUGGGUGCGUGGCGCUCUACAACAAAGUUGCAAAAAAAUUUGGGCACGAGCUUCUCGAGAUGCCACCGGUGGACCACGCGCAGGAUAGUCAUCAUAUCACCGCGGCAGGACACCUGCGCGGCAGCGCAGAUGCGGACGACGGCGACGAGGAGGAGGAUGGUGAGGCUAUGGGCACCGCCCUUCCACGCCAUCUCCUCUCAACUGAGGCCCAGACAGAGCUCCGUCGCGAGUUCACCAUCGCUAGCAAGAAAUCCGAGUUGCUUGUGAGGAAGGAGGCACUGGAGAUCAGCAGCGGGCGAGUGACGGAGAAGACGGACUAUGAGGUGUACCGUGCGCAGUACGCGGCGUUGAGGGCCACACAGCAGUCGCAGGAGAAGGCCUGGCGAGACGAGUAUCACACGAUGCUGGACGGCUGGGCUGUUAAGUUGCGGCAUGCGCUGGAGGUUCAGACGGCCCUCAGCACCGAGCUGGACACGUUGAUGCCACGCCUAGUGGCGGAGGCAACCGAGGAGGCGCAUCUGCAGCGGCUACAGUUUGCUGAGUAG